UCCAAAAUGGCCGCGAUGGUGUUUUGACUGGCUUUGACGAAUAAUACUUUUGUGUUUGUUUCAUUCUUCAUAGAAUUCGGUUAGGAAAGCAUCCCGGCAAGGAAACUGUACAUGUGUCUUUCCGUUUAUUUUAAUCAUUGUAACAAGACAAUCAAGGUGUAACGUUAUUGUUUUAGUUGACUUAGUGGACUAUGCACUUUUGGCCAUUAUAAGAUAGCUAGCUGGUUGGCUAGCAAAUUUAUUUAGCUAAAAUUAAAAGAAAGACGAUGGAAGAGCUCAGUGCCGACGAGAUCAGGAGGAGGCGGUUGGCUCGGCUGGCAGGGGGGCAGACGUCUCAGCCCAGCACCCCCCUGAGCACGCCCCUCACGUCCCCACAGAGAGAGAACCCUCCGGGGCCCCUCGCGGGACCCUCUGGGGCCCAGCCACAGCCCAUGCCAUCUGCCCCCUCCCACACUCUGGGGCUGAGCACCCAGAGCAUUACCACCCCCGCCACCUCCCCAAUGGGUGCCUCAGGGGUGGCGUACCGCAGCCAGAGCAGUGAGGGGGUGAGCUCUCUGUCCAGCUCGCCCUCCAACAGCCUGGAGACCCAAUCACAGACCCUGUCCCGUUCCCAAAGCAUGGACAUAGACACUGCCUCCUGUGAAAAGAGCAUGUCCCAGGUGGACGUGGACUCAGGAAUCGAGAACAUGGAGGUGGAGGACAGCGAUCGCAGGGAGAAGAGGAACCUCUCAGAUAAGGAGUCGUCGUCGAGCACAGAGGUGUCUGAGGAGCAGGCUCUGCAGCUGAUCUGUAAGAUACUGCGCGUCUCCUGGAAGGAGCAGGACCGCGACGUCAUCUUCCUCCCAGCACUGGCUGCCGAAUUCCAGCAGAAGAGCCCUAAGGAUGUCUACUCGGAUUUCAAGGACCUGAUUGGCCAAAUCCUGAUGGAGGUGUUGAUGAUGUCGACCCAGUCGCCAGUGCACAACCCAUUUGCCAGCCUGACCGCCACCUCCCAGCCCAUUGCCGCCACCUCUGCUGCCGCCAAGUCCCCCGACCGCCACCUGACCCUGCAGCCGCUCUCCAGCCAGGGCACCAGCCCCAUGAUGCCCUGCGCAGGCUCCUUUGGGGCCAGCUCUCUAUCCAGCCUGGGUGCCUCUGGAGGGGCGUCGGUAUCAGAGUCGAGCAGUGACCGCUUCGCCAUCGAGGCGUGCAAGGAGACGGAGAUGCUGAACUACCUCAUCGAGCGCUUCGACAGUGUGGGCAUGGAGGAGAGGAAGGCCCCCAAGAUGUGCAGUCAGCCUUGUGUCAGUCAGCUGCUGAGCAACAUUCGCUCCCAGUGUAUUUCUCAUGCUGCUCUUGUGCUGCAGGGCGCCCUCACUCAGCCCAGGGCUCCUCUGCAGCCGUCUCUGUUGGUCCCCUACAUGCUGUGCCGGAACCUUCCGUACGGCUUCAUCCUGGAGCUGCUGCGCAUGACUCACCAGGAGGAGGAGGUCUUCAAACAGAUCUUCGUUCCCAUCCUCCAAGGGCUCGGUUUAGCAGUAAAAGAAUGUUCCUUUGACAGCGACAACUUCAAGUACCCUCUGAUGGCUUUAGCUGAGCUUUGUGAAAUCAAGUUUGGCAAGACUCAUCCUGUGUGCAAUUUGAUCACCUCGCUCCCACUGUGGUGUCCGGAGUCCUUGAGCCAAGCAGGGGGGAGAGAGGUGCAAAGACUGUCCUACCUAGGGGCCUUCUUCAGCCUGUCUGUGUUCGCCGAGGAUGACACCAAAGUUGGGGAUAAGUACUUCUCAGGCCCUGCCAUCACUAUGGAGAACACGCGCGUGGUCAGCCAGUCACUACAGCACUAUCUGGAGUCAGCAAGGGGUGACCUUUUCAAGAUCCUCCACAACGUCCUGCUGAACGGGGAGACGAGGGAGGCUGCCCUCAGCUACAUGGCAGUGCUGGUCAACCGCAACGGGAAGAAAGCACAGAUGCAGACGGACGACAAGCUGGUGUCUACGGACGGCUUCAUGCUGAACUUCCUGUGGGUGCUGCAGCAGCUGAGCAUGAAGAUCAAGCUGGAGACGGUGGACCCGCUCUACAUUUUCCACCCCAAAUGUCGGCUUCAAGUCAGCACCGAAGAGACGCGCGUCAAGGCCACCAUGGAGGAGCUCAAGAUAUGGCUGUCCGAGCUGCAUGACAGCCCGGCCAGGUUCUCUGAGCCCAAGUUCCCCACCGAGUGCUUUUUCCUAACGCUGCAUGCGCAUCACCUGUCCAUCCUGCCAGGCUGCCGACGCUACAUCCGCAGGCUCAGAGCCAUCCGCGACCUGAACAGGACGGUGGAGGAGCUGAAGAACAGCGAGAGCCAAUGGAAGGACCUGCCCCUGGCCAGUCGCCACAGGGAGAUGCUGAAGAGAUGCAAAACCCAGCUGAAGAAACUGGUGCGGGCCAAGGCGUGUGCGGAUGCUGGGCUGCUGGAUGAGAAUCUGUUGCGGCGGUGCCUGCAGUUCUACAGCAUGGUGAUCCAGCUCAUCCUGCGCAUGGUGGACCCAGCCUACCCCAACAUGACGCUGCCUCUUAACCCAGAGAUUCCUAAGAGCUUUGCAGCUCUGCCCGAGUUUUACAUUGAGGACGUGGCAGAGUUCCUGCUCUUCAUUGUGCAGUACUCUCCCCAGGUGUUGUACGAGCCAUGCUGCCAGGACAUCGUGACCUUCCUGAUCGUCUUCAUCUGCAGCCAAAACUACAUUCGCAACCCCUACCUGAUCGCCAAGCUGGUGGAGGUACUGUUCGUCACCAACCCGGCCGUGCAGCCACGCACGCAGCGCUUCUUCGAGAUGAUGGAGAACCACCCGCUCGCCAUCAACCAGCUGGUGCCCGCCCUCAUGAAGUUCUACACAGAUGUGGAGCACACGGGUGCCACCAGCGAGUUCUACGACAAGUUCACCAUCCGAUACCACAUCAGCACCAUCUUCAAGAGCCUGUGGCAGAACAUUGCACACCACGGAACCUUCCUAGAAGAGUUCAAUUCUGGGAAGCAGUUUGUGCGCUACAUCAACAUGCUGAUUAACGACACCACCUUCCUGCUGGACGAGAGCCUGGAGUCCCUGAAGCGCAUCCAUGAGAUCCAGGAGGAGAUGAAGAACAAGGAGCAGUGGGAUCAGCUGCCCAGGGACCAGCAGCAGACCCGGCAGUCGCAGCUGACGCAGGACGAGCGGGUGUCACGCUCCUACCUGGCCCUGGCCACCGAGACCGUAGACAUGUUCCACAUUCUCACCAAGCAGGUCCAGAAGCCCUUCCUCAGGCCCGAGCUGGGUCCUCGUCUGGCUGCCAUGCUGAACUUUAACCUGCAGCAGCUCUGCGGGCCCAAGUGUCGCGACCUGAAGGUGGAGAACCCGGAGAAGUACGGCUUCGAGCCCAAGAAGCUCCUGGACCAGCUGACUGAUAUCUACCUGCAGCUGGACUGCGCUCGCUUUGCCAAGGCCAUCGCUGACGACCAGAGAUCGUAUAGCAGGGAGCUGUUUGAAGAGGUGAUCUCCAAGAUGCGCAAGGCUGGCAUCAAGUCCACCAUCGCCAUUGAGAAGUUCAAGCUGCUCUCUGAGAAGGUGGAGGAGAUUGUGGCCAAGAACUCCCAGUCGGAGAUGGACUACAGUGAUGCCCCCGAUGAGUUCAAAGACCCUCUGAUGGACACGCUGAUGACUGACCCAGUGAUUCUACCAUCGGGCUGCAUCAUGGACCGUUCCAUCAUCCUGCGUCACCUCCUCAACUCCCCCACUGACCCCUUCAACCGACAGCACCUCACCGAGAGCAUGCUGGAGUCUGUGCCAGAGCUGAAAGAGCGCAUCCAGGCCUGGAUGAGAGAGAAGCAGGGAGGAGGCAGAAUGUCUUAGUCGUCAACCACAUGUGUCCAUCAGUAAGGGAGAGCUCUCUCCAUGCCAGAAUUCAACACCAAGCUAUGAAUGACACAGACACACAGAUGGAAGGAAGGAGAGAGAGAAAGAGAGAUAGAGAAAAAAAGAACAGUAAAAAAGACAAAAUAUCCUGAUUUAAUUUCCUUCCCCUUUAUUUUUUAAUUUUUUUUUGUCCCUUGUUGAGCCAUUGUCUUUUAGGCUCUUGGGUCUAAAAAUGAAGCAUAAUUAAAAAUGUAGACUUUUAAAACAAAAGGGUUUACUGAUGCCGUUGUAUAUAUAUAGCAACAUAUAUACAUAUAUUUAAUUGAAGAAAAAAAGACAAAAAUAAGCAGGGUUGCAGAGGUUUUUGGGAAAGAUAAAUUGGUUCUAAAUUGGAUAAGCUUGGCGUUCUGACGACACAUUUACAAUUGGUCUAUUGAAAGUAUAAAAAAAGACUCCCUUCAUACAUUUUGAUGGAUUUUAAUAAGGUAAAGAAAUAAAAACACUGAACUUUUUGAAUAGGGUCAAUAGAUCUCUGAUGCCUGUUUGCCUCUGCAUUGCUUUCCACAUUCAACCAGAGGUAAAAACAAAGAAUGGGGGAGAAAAAAAAAGAUGUCUGGAAAAUGCAAUUUUAAUGUUUCCACUGUCAGGCGGUUUUUGGUUCCUAAUGUAACUGGCCAUGCAUUCUUCUCUGCUGAUGAUGAUAUUUGGAAAGUUGGACAUGGUGUAUGUAAAAUGUUUUUUUCUUUUCAUUUUUUAUCAACUGCCUAAGGGGAGCUGACUGUUGCACCAAAAGUAGGGUUGAAUUUGAUUUGGUGGCAUUUUGAAAUGAAUGGUCAGUUUGGAUCUUGCGGGAGUGAGCAACAGACAAUGUGUGUGGUACUGAAUGUUUCUCCCGGUUAACUUCAAUGUCGGCAUGCUUGAUGACUGUUGACUGACGGGGCUGACAUCUCCGGUAUACAGUUAUCCAAUGCCAGUGGUGCUGGAGCACCAAGUCCCAGGACCUCAUCAUCGGAGCGCGACGGCUUUCCUUUCACACAGCAUGGCCAACUUUCAGUGAUGGGUGCUUUUUUGCGCCAGAUGUCUCUCUCUAAAGGACUUGUCAGUGAUUUCUGUGCCCACGCUGAAAUGGUUCAUCAGAUCCAGCUGUCCAUCAAAAUUGCUUGGUUGUUGAAAUCUGUUGUGAGCUAUGGCCGAGUCCUUUUUCCACCCCCACUCCACCCCAGCCCAACCCUCCCCUCCCCCAAUUUUAUUUAAAAGAAAAAGAGAUUACAAAAGUUAAAAUGUACAGGACUUUGCUUCCUUUGCUACAACUUUUUUUUGUGGAUUCAGGAUUUUGAACUGUAAUAAAUGGUGAUGCACACAGA
This is a messenger RNA of Engraulis encrasicolus (European anchovy), 5209 nucleotides long. RefSeq names its product ubiquitination factor E4B, UFD2 homolog (S. cerevisiae) (gene ube4b). The transcript is spliced from 27 exons. Bases 267 to 3842 code for a protein of 1191 amino acids. Gene Ontology annotation, molecular function: ubiquitin-ubiquitin ligase activity. NCBI's taxonomy places the organism in Eukaryota, Metazoa, Chordata, Actinopteri, Clupeiformes, Engraulidae. Gene Ontology annotation, biological process: protein polyubiquitination. The record is from RefSeq and is a predicted model, not a curated record. Gene Ontology annotation, cellular component: nucleus; ubiquitin ligase complex; cytoplasm.